CAUAUGACCUCAGCCCUGAUCAGCCACCAGCUGUCUCUGUGCUGCAAAAGUGGACUUUACCCAAACUUAAGAGCAGCUGGAUCUGAGCGAAAGCAACUCUGCUAAGAGAUGUGGACUGGGAGACCCGUGGGAGAGCUGCCGAGCCCAGCGUUCACCGUGGACCUGGAUACGGCGAAGAGGAACGCCGAGCGGAUGAGGGAUCGCUGCAAGGCCCUGGGCGUGGUCUUGAGGCCCCACAUGAAAACCCACAAAACGCUGGAGGGCGGACGUCUCAUGACCGGGGGCACCCUGAGGAAGAUUGUGGUGUCCACGUUGGCCGAGGGCCGCUUCUUUGCCGACGGCGGCUUUGACGACAUCCUCUACGCCUACCCUCUGCCUUUUGACAAGGUGGAAGAGUGUGCCGCCUUGGCAGAGAGGCUGGAUGUCUUCCAUGUCCUCGUGGACAGCCACGCGGCGCUGUCCCUCCUGAAGAAGAGACCCUUGCGCCGCGGGAAACGCUGGAAAGUGUGGCUGAAGAUCGACUGCGAGAACCACCGAGCCGGCCUGUGGCAUUCCGACCCCGCUGCCCUCGAGCUCGCCAAGGCCAUCGCGGAAGGGGCCACCGAACUGGUGGGGAUAUACGCGCACUGCGGCAACUCCUACGGCUGCCACGGAGCGUCUGAAAUCCAGGCCGUGGCUCGCACCACCACUGCGUUGACCCUGAAGUUCAUGGACCAGCUGAAAGAGGCUGGGGUGGCCUGCUCCCUCUGCAGUAUUGGCUCCACUCCGUCCUGCAGCCGUCCGGUACCUGAGAUGGCCCAGCUCAGCGAAGUCCACCCUGGGAACUUUCUCUUUUAUGAUGCCCAGCAGAUGAUGAUCGGCUCCUGCCAGCUGGAGGACAUCGCUGUCCGGGUCUUGACCAGGGUGAUUGGCCACUACCCACACCGCAACCAGAUGUUGGUGGACUGCGGUUGGACCGGCCUGAGCCUCCACAGCCUGGGGCAGCUGCCGACAGGCUACGCCCUGGUGGAAGGCCAUCCCAACCUCAAGUUGGUAGGGAUGACCCAGGAACACGGCAGAAUCGAACCCGUGGCUGGCAAGCUGGAUUUUGCUCAGUUCCCGCUGGGCAGCCUCCUGGCGCUGAUCCCUUAUCACGCCUGCGCCACCGCUGCCAUGCACCCUGUCUACUACGUCCACAGCGAGGGACGUGUGGUCGCUACCUGGAAGCCGGUCAGAGGCUGGUAGGAAGACGAGGAGGUGAGCAAAGACUCGCGAGCCGGAAGAGAGAUGGGAACUGCCUUUUAUGAUCCGCAAGGUGUGCAAGGUGCCUUUCGAACUCGGGCCUCACGGGACGAGUUCAGUAAAACUAUGAAGCUUUUUUCCAUUCCUCGUGGGAAAUCUGCAGCAGUUGGGGGUGAGCUGGCAGGGCGGGUUUGAUGUAAAUCGAAUUGAUUUAAAUCACGAUUUUAAAUCACUAGUCAGUACGACUUGAUUUAAAUCUUUUCUUUUUACAGAAAGACUCAUUCUUGCUGGUAUCAUCUUAAUUCAGUCACACCUCAGGUUACGAACGCUGCGGUUUGCGCGUUUGUGGACCGCACCAAACCCGGAAGUACUGGAACGGGUUACUUCCGGGUUUUGGCGAUCGCGCAUGCGCAGAAGCACAAAAUGAUGUCACGCGCAUGCGCAGAAGCGCCAAAUCACAUCACGCGCGUGUGCAGACGCAGUGCUUCAGGCUACGAACGCUGCGGGUUGCAAAUGUGCCUCCCACAUGUUCGCAACCGGAGGUAUGACUGUCUCGACAGCCAGAUGAAUUUUCAGACUAGUUUUUACAGUUAUAUCAAAAUCUACUGAUUUCAGUUAUACUAUUAGAAAUACACAGGCAGAUAAUUAUUAAAUUAUGGUGAGGUUUAACUGUUUUUAUUUGGACAACUUUGCUGCUGUACUUUAUUGGAAGGAGAAAAAUAAUCAUUUUGUUAAUGACAAUUUAAACAAUUUAUUUAACUAAAACAAUAACAUUGUAGCAUGUGUAUCCAUGUUUGUUAACUGAAGUGGUUAAACAAUUUUUAAAAAAUUAGACUGGGUUUUAUCACACAUGAAAAACUUAAAACAAAUCCUUAUUUCCUGAUGAAUAGCCUUUGGACUAGAAUGUAACUUCAAUAGGAAACUAUCUUUAGAAAUAUUUUUCCUCCAAAAGCAUUUUAUUUUAAAAAAUCUGAUUCAAAUAAAAAAAAUCUGAUUUAAUUUUUUAAAAAUCUGAUUUUGCGGGGUUUUAUAUUUUUUUAAAAACAUUGAUUUUUAUCCACCCUCUUAGCUGGGCAGCCAGACACAUCUCUUAAGUCGGUGAGCAGCUACACUAUGGAACUCACUGCCUAUUGACACCUUUGCAACAUAGUUUUCCCCUGCUGAAAACAUUUUUUUGUUAUGCAAGCCUGCCCAGACCCCUAGAUGGUGAUAGGUUUUAAUCUCCUUUCAGCCCGCUGUUCAUUGUAAUGAUUUUUUAAAAUGUUUUUAAUGCCUCAUUUUAAACUUUUCUUACGGAUGAUUCUAAUGUAGUGAAUCACUUAGAGGUUUGAUUACAAAUAGGCAAGAUGCAGAUUUUGUUAAAUGAAUAAGUGAGAUGAACAUGACCACUCUUGUAAAAGGAUCAGAACAAAUGAUCAAUAAAGAGCGGCUAGAAUCUAACAUCUGUGUGAGCUUUGUUUGUGCAUGUCAGGAUGAGUGCUUGCUAAACAGGUUCUUCUUGGCCACUCGUAAAAGAUAAUAGAAAGAUUCAGCGCUGGGAACUGAGAGGUUUAAAAAGUUUGAGUUGGUAUUAGAGGGCUUUUGUAAAAACCAGAGUGCCACAUCUAUCGAUUUUCAUGCUUAUUAGUCCCUAACCUGAGAUUAAAUAUUCUUAUUAUUACGACUACAAUUUAUUACGCACCUUUUGCUCCAAGAUCUCAGGGCAGGCCACAAAAAUCAAAACACAAUACAGUAUAUGCUUUCAUUUGCCCCUGCUGCAACAAAACAAUAGAAUCAUAGAAUUGUAGAGUUGGAAGGGACCCCCCAAAGGACAUCUAGCUCAGCCCCCUGCAAUGCAGGAAUCUCAACAGAGCUCUCCCACAUUGUUCUCUACAGCCACAGCAGGUGCUGCAAACUUCUAGCAGUUUGACUUCACCCCCAAAGGCACACUCCUCCAUUGUCUCCCGAGACAGACAGAUGCCAAUCAAUUAUUAUGAUAUGUUCAUUUAUACCCAGCCUUUUCCCCUGACAGGGACUCAAGGUGGCUUACUGAUGAAAAUACAAACAGCUAAAAAGAUGAAAA
This is a messenger RNA of Zootoca vivipara (common lizard), 3283 nucleotides long. RefSeq names its product D-serine dehydratase. Gene Ontology annotation, molecular function: D-serine ammonia-lyase activity. Gene Ontology annotation, biological process: D-serine catabolic process. Lineage: Eukaryota; Metazoa; Chordata; Lepidosauria; Squamata; Lacertidae. The record is from RefSeq and is a predicted model, not a curated record.